AUGUUACGCAAUGCUUGUGUAUAUGUAUUACCUAGAGUGAGACGUCUAGUACAAGUAGGUGAUCAUCAUCAUUUGGGAACGUGUGCAUAUUCAAGUGGCAAGCCAAACAAGAGUGGCGGCAGCAUUAGCUACAACACCUCUACAAAGAACUUGGACACAACAAGAGGUGUACUGCCAAAGUCCGUCUCGUUGAAUCUUAAAUCCAAGUCACAAUGGCUUAAGAGACAACUUAGUGAUCCUUAUGUUAGACAGGCACAUGCACAAGCGUAUGUGUCGAGGGCUGCAUUCAAGUUGGCUGAGAUGGAUGAGAAGUUGAAGAUAUUGAAGCCUGGCGCAUUGGUUGUGGAUCUUGGUGCAACACCCGGAGGUUGGACACAGGUCGCACAGCGCACUGUUGGUGACACAGGCGUUGUAAUAUCAGUGGACAUCAAUGAGGAAGGAUUUGAACUGCCUCAUUCUCACUUCAUUGCUGGUGACUUUAGUCUGCCCGAGACCAAGUUGGCAAUCAAGGCCAAGAUUCAGGAGGCACAAGAUGAGCGAUCGCCAAAGAAGAAGUUGGUGUUGCCCACAAGCAGCGGCAACACUGUUGGAUUCGUCGAUGUAGUACUGAGCGACAUGGCUCCACCAUACUGUGGUGUCAGUAACAUUGAUCAUGAUCGUCUGAUGGAGCUUGCCAAUCAGGCGUUGCAGUUUGCAAUCGAGACUCUCAAACCUGGUGGAUCAUUCAUUUGCAAGGUGUCUAGAGGUGGAACAGAGUUGCGCAUGCUCAAACAUAUGGAGCGAUUCUUUGGCACAGUCAAAUCAAUGAAGCCCGAUGCUUCAAGGCAAGAGUCAACAGAGAUAUACUACAUUGGCCUCAAGUACAGGCCUGUCAAGGAUACUUCACAAUCAAGCGGGGACAACACUGGCAACAAUUCUGGACAAAGUAUAUACGAUGAUUGA
This is a messenger RNA of Acytostelium subglobosum LB1, 942 nucleotides long. RefSeq lists its product as hypothetical. Lineage: Eukaryota; Evosea; Eumycetozoa; Acytosteliales; Acytosteliaceae. Gene Ontology annotation, molecular function: rRNA (uridine-2'-O-ribose)-methyltransferase activity. Gene Ontology annotation, biological process: RNA methylation. The transcript is spliced from 2 exons. Gene Ontology annotation, cellular component: mitochondrion. The record is from RefSeq and is a predicted model, not a curated record. Bases 1 to 942 code for a protein of 313 amino acids.